GGCACUCACCGGAGCGAGAGCUGCGUCGCGUUCCUGGUGCAGCGCGCCGACCUCGCCAAGCGCUCCUACUGCCGCGUCGUCGCCUCCAACACGACGCACUUGGGGGCGCGCCUGCGGUUCGACCCGACGCUGCCCAACCCGGCCGGCAUCCAGGCCUUCCUCACCGACAUGUACCGGCGGAGCGGCAUCGACCCGCGUCGCGUCGCCUACGUCGAGGGCGACGGCGUCGGCCUCCCCCUCCAGGACACGUUCGAGCUAGACGCGCUGGACGCCGUCCUCGGCAAGCACCGGUCCCGGGCCGACCCGUUGCUCGUCGGCUGCGUCAAGAGCAACACCGGGCACACCGAGGUGGCCUCGGGCAUGGUGGGCAUCGCCAAGUGCGUCGUGGCCAUGGAGCACGGCGUCAUCCCCGCCACCAUCAACCAUGCCACGGACCUCCCCUGCCGCGCCCUGGCUGAGGGCCGCAUGAAGCUGGUGACCGCCAACACCCCGUUCAAGUUCGACCGCCAGACGUACCUCGCCGUCAGCAGCCACUCGAUGACCGGCAUGUUCGGCCACACCAUCCUGAGCCCCCACGCCAAGCCCAAGCGCGCGGUGAACGCGGCCGCGGACCUGCCCCGCCUGGUACUCGUCUCGGCGCGCAGCGAGGCCGCGGCCCGCCUCGUCGCGGAGAAGAUCAAGUCGUACAGCUACGACCCCGAGUACCUGCGCCUGGUGCAGGACGUGUUCGGACCCACCAUCCGAGGCUACGAGUACCGCAGCUUCGUCAUCUGCCCGCCGGAGGCCAGGGACGCCGUCAAAGUGGGG
Messenger RNA from Frankliniella occidentalis (western flower thrips), 807 nucleotides. Its product is annotated as 5-methyl-1-naphthoate synthase-like. Lineage: Eukaryota; Metazoa; Arthropoda; Insecta; Thysanoptera; Thripidae. The transcript is spliced from 3 exons. The record is from RefSeq and is a predicted model, not a curated record. Gene Ontology annotation, molecular function: fatty acid synthase activity. Gene Ontology annotation, biological process: fatty acid biosynthetic process. The annotation marks the transcript as partial.